UCUUUUUUGUUUUUUUUUUGAAAAGUCUCACAUUCCCUCUAGUGCAAGGAAAUUUCCAGAUGGCUACCAUUUUCAUGGACCUGGUGACUUGAGGAUGUGCAUUCACAUUAAUCCGCAGCAUCCACUAACACUCGUUAUUAGUAUAGCAGACACAGGUGUAAGGUUAGAGAGGAAACAAAAAGGAAAAGGGAGAGAGUAAAACCUCGGAAUUAAGAUGAGUGCAGGAGUUUACAAAUUCUGGAAUUGUAUACUAUCUUUGUCCCUCAUCUGCCUGACUCAAAUCAUCCCAACUUCUACUGCUACCGUACAGGGAAACGAAACAGAUCAACUCGCAUUGUUGGCCUUCAAAGAAAAAAUCAUACAUGAUCCUCAAGGAGCUUUUAGCUCAUGGAAUAUGACUCUCAACUUCUGCAGCUGGGCAGGCAUCACAUGCAGCGAACAGCACAAAAGAGUCACCAGCAUAAACCUUGCAUCUAAAGGUUUUGUGGGCUCUUUGCCACGUGAUAUAGGAAACAUGAGUUUCCUGACUGAAAUUGUUCUUACCAACAACAGUCUUCAAGGCACAAUUCCUCAAGAAGUAGACCGUCUUUUCAGGCUUCAAGUUCUAAGCUUAGGACAAAAUGCUUUGGAAGGGAAAAUACCAGAUACCUUGGGACGAGUUGACAGGUUAGUCAUUCUCGAACUUUUUUCCAAUAACCUAUCUGGUAUGAUCCCGAAUUCUGUUUUCAAUCUCUCAUCACUGAAUGUCUUUAAUUUGGCCAAUAAUGAACUUCAAGGAAGUAUACCAACUGACUUUGGAUUGACCCAUCACAAUCUAGAAAAGAUUCAGUUAUCUGAUAACAGAUUAAGUGGAACCAUCCCCAUCUCACUUUCUAAUGCUUCAAAACUUCAAGUUAUUGACUUGCAGUUCAACAGUUUUAUCGGUCCCAUACCUGCAGAUUUUGGAUGGUUACUGUUUCUUCAGAAAUUAGUUCUGACAAAUAAUAACCUAGGAUUUGGGGGAAAGGGUGACUUGAGUUUCCUCGAAUCGUUGAUCAAUUGUAGCAGCUUAGAGAUACUGAAUGUAGGGGCCAAUAAUUUACAUGGAUCAUUACCCCCUCGUACAGCUAAUCUAUCAACUGAGCUCACAAUGAUAAGCUUAGCAGAUAAUUGGAUCUCCGGAAGCAUCCCUCCCGGAAUAUCUAAAUUUAUCAACUUGAUCUUCAUAUCUUUACAAGGGAACAACUUCACGGGCAUUAUUCCCCCUGAAAUCACCAAACUUGGAAAGUUGCAACGUGUUAUUCUUUCUAACAACAGAUUUUCGGGGAACAUUCCGACCUCCAUAGGGAACCUAUCUAUGUUGGACGAGAUACGUUUAGAAAAUAAUGAUUUGAACGGAACCAUUCCUCCUAGUUUUGGAAAUUGUCCAAUGUUGGUCCUCUUGGAUUUGUCUCAAAAUAACCUCAGUGGGACUAUACCCAACGAAUUUUUUCAUGUUUCUCCUUUUUCAGUCAAAUUAAAUCUUUCCCGAAACCAUUUGGUUGGAUCUCUAUCACCAGGUAUUGGUACUUUAAAAACCUUAAUCGAAUUGGAUAUCUCAGAAAAUGAGUUUUCUGGUUUGAUUUCCGCACAGCUGGGUGCCUGCAUUGCCCUCAAUUCACUAUACAUUCAAGGCAACUUCUUCCAGGGUUACAUCCCCCAGUCAAUGAGAAAUUUAAGAAGUUUGCAAAAUAUUGAUCUUUCUCGUAAUAACUUAUCUGGGAAAAUCCCGGAUUUCUUUGCAACCCUAUCCUUAAUAUAUUUGAAUCUGAGUUGGAAUAAUCUUGAAGGUGAGGUACCUACAAAGGGAGUAUUCGCCAAUGCCAUUGAAUUCUCAAUAGCAGGUAACACAGGGCUUUGUGGAGGCAUACCUGGACUACAGCUACCAAGAUGCAGUAGUGAUAGAUCAAAUAAACACAAAGUGUCUUCAGAUCAGCUUUUCUUCUUAAUAGGUUAUAUACUAGGGCUUCUUACUUUCUGCUGGAUAAUAAAAUCUUCAGAUCAGUUUCUCUUCUCAAGAGUUCAUAUAUGGAGGCUUCUUGCUUUCAGCUGGAUAAAAAGGAAAAUAAAAAUGUCUCGCCCAACUAGGCAGGUACUAUCACCAUUCAUCAGAGUGCCAUACCAACAACUGCAUCAAGCAACUAAUGGGUUCUCACCAACCAACUUGGUCAGCAAGGAUUGUUUUGGGUCAGUGUACAAAGGAGAGAUUGGUUCAGAAUACCAAGAAAAAUCUCUGGCAAUCAAAGUAUUUAACGAAGAAUCAUCCAAAGCUUUCAACACUGAGUGCAAAGUCCUGCUAUAUAUGAUCCAAAGAAACAUUGUUACUAUUAGAAGUACAUGCUUGAGUACCGUAAAAAACCGUGAAUUUAGAGCUAUUGUUUACAAUUUAAAGGAGCAUGGGAGGUUAGAGAGUUGGCUGCAUCCAACAAAUAUGACAUUCAGUGAUGCACACAAUGUACCUCGGACACUAAACCUUGGUACCAAAAUAAACAUCGCGAUUGAUGUGGCUACUGCACUUGAUUAUCUUCAUUAUCAACAUUAUCAUCCCAUGGUACAUUGUAAUCUAAAACCAAGCAAUAUAUGGCUAGAUACAAACAUGAGCGCUCAUUUGUCAAAUUUUGGACUGGCAAAGCUUAUUACUGAAAUCGACAGUACAACGCACAGCAGUUUAGUUGCAGUAGCAGGAACCUGUGGAUAUAUGCCUCCAGAGUAUUAUCGGGGCAGCAGGGUGUCAACUAAGGGGGAUGUCUACAGCUACGGAAUAAUAUUGCUGGAGAUGCUGACGGGAAAGAAGGCCACUGACUUAAUGUUUGAUGAAGGCUUCAAGCUUCAGAAUUUUGUUUCCAACGCCUUGCCCUACAGCGUAAGGAAUAUUAUUGAUCCAGUUAAUUUACAUGAACUAGAUACAGGUAAUGCAGCUGAAACAGAGAUCUGCCUGAGCAUGCUUUUUGACAUUGGUGUGAAAUGUGCCAUGGAGGUGCCACAGUUUCGGCCGUGUAUUGAUGAUACCUUAAGCAUGCUGGAAAAGGUUAGGAGCAAGUACAUGGAUCCAAAAUUAGUCACACUGUCAUACAUGGAUCUCCGUCAAGCAACUAAUGGAUUCUCCUCAACCAACUUAGUUGGAGCAGGUGCUUUUGGCUCUGUUUAUAAAGGAAGAUUCAUCUCAGGGAAAAGUGGAAUAGAAAACGGAACAGAGACAGCUGUGGCAAUCAAAGUAUUUAACCUUGAGCGUAGAGGUGCAGUGAGAAGCUUCAACACCGAGUAUCGAAUCUUAAGAGACAUUCAGCACCCAAACCUUGUAAAGAUGAUAACUGCAUGCACAAGUGUAGAUCAGGAGGGUCAUGAUUUUCGAGCUAUUCUUUACGAGUUCAUGGAUUGUGGGAGUUUAGAUAUGUCUCUGUGUCCAACAAACAAAAAAUUUUGUGAUGGACCCAUCAAACCUCAUAUACUUAGCCUUCAGACCAGAAUAAAUAUAGCAACUGAUGUGGCCUCUGCACUCAAUUAUCUCCAUCAACAAAUAUGUUGCAUAGUUCAUUGUGAUUUAAAACCAGGCAACAUCUUACUAGACAAAAAUCGAGUUGCAUGUAUUGCAGAUUUUGGAUUGGCUACUUCUCUUCCUGAAUCCCCAAACUUCAACCAAGGCAGUAGCUCAACUGGAAUUCGAGGAACCCCCGGAUAUAUAGCUCCAGAGUAUGGUAUAGGAUGCCAGAUGACAACCAAGGGAGACACAUACAGCUUUGGGAUCCUAUUACUGGAGAUGCUGACAGGUAAAAAGCCUACUCAUCAUAUGUUCCGGGAUGGUCUUAACCUUCACAGCUUUGUCUCGCUGGCAUUGCCUAACGAUGUGAUCAACAUUAGUGACCCACUCAUGAAGCUAACGACAUCUGCAAGUAUAGGAGAUGACAAACGAGUAGAGUAUUGCCUGACUAAAUUGUACAUAAUUGGUUUGGCGUGCUCCAAGACAUCACCAAAGGAUCGACCAGACAUGCGUAAAUUAUUAAGGGAGCUGGAAUCCAUUAAGAACAGCUUUGGGAUCCUAUUACGGAGAUACGAACUUUAGUCCCUCAUUGAUGAUUACUGUUCUAUGCUUUCAUAAGAAAACUAAUCGUCUUUUUUUCACCAAGAUAUCUUGUUUCUAUUGUAUUUUAUUGCUAAUGUAUAUGUUUGCGGAGAUAUUUCUGUCAUGAUGAUAAAUAAUGAUGAUAUAAUAAUGUAUC
This is a messenger RNA of Daucus carota subsp. sativus, 4235 nucleotides long. RefSeq names its product putative receptor-like protein kinase At3g47110. NCBI's taxonomy places the organism in Eukaryota, Viridiplantae, Streptophyta, Magnoliopsida, Apiales, Apiaceae. The coding region runs from base 215 to 4078 and encodes 1287 amino acids. The transcript is spliced from 3 exons. The record is from RefSeq and is a predicted model, not a curated record. Gene Ontology annotation, molecular function: protein kinase activity; ATP binding; protein binding. Gene Ontology annotation, biological process: protein phosphorylation.